Vigna radiata var. radiata (mung bean) is the source of this 552-nucleotide messenger RNA. RefSeq lists its product as uncharacterized. Bases 1 to 552 code for a protein of 183 amino acids. The record is from RefSeq and is a predicted model, not a curated record. The transcript has a single exon. NCBI's taxonomy places the organism in Eukaryota, Viridiplantae, Streptophyta, Magnoliopsida, Fabales, Fabaceae.
AUGCCUUUUGGUGUGACUAAUGCUCCAGCCAUUUUCAUGAACUACAUGAUCAAAAAUUUUAGACCGUUCUUAGAUAAAUUUGUUAUGGUCUUCAUAGACGACAUACUGAUUUAUUCUAAGACUCGAGAAGUGCAUGAAGAUCACCUUAGAACAGUACUUGGAGUGUUGAGGGAGAGAAAGUUGUAUUCAAAGCUGUCUAAGUGUGAGUUCUGGAUGGAAGAGGUUAAUUUCCUAAGGCACGAGAUUUCAGCUGGUCGAAUUUCUGUUGAUCCAUCUAAGGUGCAAGCAGUACUUCAGUGGGAGAGACCUAAGACGGUUACUGAAGUCAGAAGUUUUGUGGGUUUGGUGGGAUACAAUCGUCGCUUUAUUAAGAACUUUGCACGGAUUGUAGCACCAUUGACACAAUUGACUAGGAAGGAUCGACCUUUUGCUUGGACUAAUAAGUGUGAAGCUAGCUUUCAAGAGCUAAAGCAGAAGUCGACCAGUGCAACGGUAUUACUGAGUGAGAUGAUCAUAAUCUCAUUUUUUGUUGAGAUUUAUUUUAGUAAGUGA